Molecule: messenger RNA, 651 nt
Organism: Jaculus jaculus (lesser Egyptian jerboa)
Lineage: Eukaryota; Metazoa; Chordata; Mammalia; Rodentia; Dipodidae
Gene: Foxl3
Product: forkhead box L3
Exons: 3
Coding region: 1-651 (216 amino acids)
Biological process (GO): anatomical structure morphogenesis; regulation of transcription by RNA polymerase II; cell differentiation
Molecular function (GO): DNA-binding transcription factor activity, RNA polymerase II-specific; RNA polymerase II cis-regulatory region sequence-specific DNA binding
Source: RefSeq, a predicted model, not a curated record
AUGUUUGACAGCACGCAGUACCCCUACAACUGUUUCAAUGACAGCACCGACGACUACCCAGCAGGCGGCUCACGUGAGGAAGAGCGGCUCACGCGGCCGGCGUACAGCUACAUAGCUCUCAUCGCCAUGGCCAUACAACAGAGCCCCGCGGGCCGAGUGACUCUGUCCGGGAUCUACGACUUCAUCAUGCACAAGUUUCCCUACUACCGUGCCAACCAGCGCGCCUGGCAGAACUCCAUCCGCCACAACCUGUCCCUCAACAGCUGCUUCGUCAAGGUGCCGCGGACCAAGGGCCACGAGAAGGGCAAAGGCAACUUCUGGACGUUCGCAGGCGGCUGCGAGUCGCUCCUGGACCUCUUCGAGAAUGGAAACUUCCGCCGCCGGCGGAGGCAGCGCGGCCCCAAGCGGGAGGGACCGUCGGGUCCGCCCGAGGCGACCCAGCGCGGGUCCCCGGCCCCUGACUGCGCGCGCACCUCCCAAGAGGACCCCCGGGACCUGCCCGCCGCCCACAGAGACAUCAAGUUCAGCAUCGACUACAUCCUGUCCUCCCCAAACCCCUUCCCAGCGCUCAGGUCGCCCUGUCACGCACAGGAAGCCCGAUGUCCCCCGCUGGAGCCCCCGCAAAUGAGCCUCCACUUUUGGGCCGCCUGA